AUGUCGUGGCGGGCACGUUUCACGCCAAGUGUGGCGUCACUUACCGUAUGGCUGAAUCCGAAGGACCCGAACUGCUUUGGCGUGCGUAACUGGUGGCGCAACAACCUCCCAGAGCUGCAGUUGCUUAACCCGUCCUGCACUUUUACCAUCCAGGAGCUGUCAUUUGGCGAGCCGCACAUGUACAUCAACUACACCCCUACGGACCAGCGAAUGAUCCGUCUGGCAGGCGCCACAGAGGAGGAGUGUGAGGAUAUUAUGGAGGCAUGCAUUACUUACGGCAUGAACCAUGCCGUUAUUGAACGCCCGCGCACUGAUGAUGGCGGUGACUUGGUGAACCAGCCCGCCAUCAUUUCAUUUGGCUACACGGAGAGUUUCAUGUCCAAGCUUGAAGUAUCUCCUCCAGCAGAAAUAGGUCAGCGGACACCGGAGGGUGUGGACGACCCCGGCCAGAAACCCCGCAUGUACCCUCGGAAUGUCGGCUGCAAGCUCAUGCCGUAA
Molecule: messenger RNA, 498 nt
Organism: Trypanosoma cruzi
Lineage: Eukaryota; Euglenozoa; Kinetoplastea; Trypanosomatida; Trypanosomatidae
Exons: 1
Coding region: 1-498 (165 amino acids)
Source: RefSeq, a predicted model, not a curated record